Molecule: messenger RNA, 3729 nt
Organism: Telopea speciosissima
Lineage: Eukaryota; Viridiplantae; Streptophyta; Magnoliopsida; Proteales; Proteaceae
Product: protein BREAST CANCER SUSCEPTIBILITY 2 homolog B-like
Exons: 21
Coding region: 33-3452 (1139 amino acids)
Biological process (GO): regulation of DNA-templated transcription; double-strand break repair via homologous recombination
Source: RefSeq, a predicted model, not a curated record
CUAACUGAAAAAGGGCAACACUACGACUAGGGAUGACGACGUGGCAGCUGUUUUCCGAGGCCGGGAAUAAUUUCCGGUGGGAGAUUUCUGUCCUACCGUCUGAAACCAGACCAGAAGAAUCUCGCGGAACCCUAAUUUUACGAGAUGAUCACCCCGAUCCCCGUCUCCCUUCCAUGGCGGAUCUUUUGUUUCAAGGAUCGUCAAAGCUCAUGCAGACCAAAGCCGGAGGCAAUGAUGGUCUUCCGAUGUUCCGCACUGGAUCGGGGAAAUCGGUUGCAGUAAAACAGUCUUCCCUAUUGAAAGCAUUAUCCGUCCUCGGCGAGGAGGAUGCCGCAAGGAAUGGUGAAGUGUGUGCCACAGAAGAUAGGCACUGCUUCUCUAAUUCUCAUUUCCGAACAGGCUCUGGGAAGACAGUGAGUGUAUCUUCUGCUGGUCUCCUCAUAGCGAAGACAUUGCUGGGUUUGGAGGAAAACAAUAAUCACUUCAAUUUUCAAGGUCUUGGAAAUAUAAGGAACUUGCCAACUACUGAUGAAUUGAAUUCUUUUGGGAACUCAUCGAAUUUGGAGAUUAGAGCUGGUUUGCACAAGAACAGGAGUCUAGCUGCUACAUCAGUUCCAAGGGAUCUGGUUCGUUUUCCAACUGAACUGUAUUCAUCAGAAAGUGAUCCACAGAAACAGACAGUUCCUGACCUUCGACUAUCUGUGGGAAGUAAAUCUUCUCCUAUCCCAUCUCCAAUCAAGUUCCAAACUGCAGGUGGAAGAUCUAUUUCUGUUUCUAGUGAUGCAUUGCACCGUGCGAGAUGCCUUCUCGGUGAUGCAGAGUUGGGCAAUUUACCAAAUGAGGGAACUGGAGAUGAUUCACUGUUUUCAAUUUUCAAAGAGAAAACAUUUGGUGAGAUUCCAUUGAACAAAGAAAAUGAUUCUUACGCUCCCUGUUUGCAGCAAAAUGCUCAUGCAUCAAAAACCUUCCGAUCCCCUAUGGGUCUGAUUUCAAGCCAAAAGCAGUCAAUAGCUUCGGCAGAGGACAACAAUUCUGGGAGUAACUCACCAAAGAAAGUUGGUUCAAAUAGCUUCAUACAUGAGGAAACAUUUACAACAACCAGUAAUAUAUUUAGUAAGCAAAAAUCUUCAAAAAGUGAAGAUUCUGAGCCUUUUGUGCCUGUUAAACAUCCAUUGGGAAAGGAUAGUUGCUCAAGAAUGUCUCCACUAGCAAGGUCUUUGGGCAGGCCAUUGGUUGAUAUUUCGAACAACAUUGGCCAUGCUAAUUCAAAUCAGAAGCAUACUCCUUGUGAAAAGAAGAGAUUUGGAAGGAAAAGCUCUAUAUCUCCAUUCAAAAGGCCGCGCAACUCCCGGUUCAUCACUCCAUUGACCAGCACAAUUUCUCUUCUUCCUACUGGUCCAGCUGCAUUGAAAAUGUCUGAAGGUUCAUGUUACAAAAUGAAGGUUUCCACUCGGUAUCCAUUUGAGGCUGAAAGAAAGACUGUAAAAGAAUUUUUCCGGGGGCCCCCUUGCUACCAAAAGUUGUUAGAGCAUGUGCCCGAUCAGGUAAAGUUCAUGAAUGCAGAUAGCGCAGAAAAGUAUAUGUUCUGUGACAAAUCUGGCUCAGAUGUGACUGGAAGAGAGGCUUUUCAUCACAUGCUGUCAAAAUCUGGAGCUUCCACGCUUAAUGCUUCCAAAGAGUGGGUUGCAAAUCAUUACAAGUGGAUAGUUUGGAAACUGGCAUGUUAUGAAAGAUGUUAUCCUGUUGAAGCUUCUGGUAGAUAUUUAACUGUGUCCAAUGUCAUUGAGGAACUGAAAUACAGGUAUGAGAGAGAAGUAAAUCAUGGUCAUAGAUCUGCAGUCAAAAGAAUUGUGGAAGGGGAUGCAUCACCUGCUUCAAUGAUGGUACUGUGCAUUUCAGCCAUUCGUUCCUACCCUGAACCUAAGCUUGAGACAAGACAUCCUAUGCCUUCACAUGAAGAUGCUAAAAAGAUUAGUGGCUCAAAUUGGUUUGAGAACAGUAAUGUUGGAAAAGUAGAGCUGACGGAUGGGUGGUACUCAUUGGAUGCCCUUUUGGAUGUCCCAUUGUCAAAACAGCUUCUUGCUGGAAAAUUGUUUGUGGGUCAGAAACUUCGGGUUUGGGGAGCAGGUUUGUCUGGCUGGGCUGGACCAAUUUCACCCCUUGAGGGUUCUACGGAAGUUCAUUUACUGUGCCACAUAAAUGGGACAUAUAGAGCAUGUUGGGCAGAUCGUUUGGGGUUCUGCAAGGGUCUAGGCUCCCCAUUGGCUUUUAGGUGCAUCAAGGGUGGUGGUGGUAUGGUCCCUAGGACAUUAGUUGGAGUCACACGAAUCUACCCAGUUCUUUACAAGGAGAGGUUAAAUAAUGGAGGUUCUGUUGUGAGGUCUGAAAAGAUGGAGGCUAAAAUGGUCCAAUUGUACAACCAGAGGCGCUCUAUGAUUGCAGAGGGUGUCAUGUCAGAGUUUCAAAAGGAUAUCGAUUGUCCUCAUCGUAAAAGCGAAGACAGUGAGGAGGGGGCUAAAAUCCUUAAGAUCCUUGAGACAGCUGCUGAACCAGAAGUUCUGAUGGCAGCAAUGAGUUCAGAGCAGCUAACUUAUUUUGCUACUUAUCAGGCAAAACAAGAGGCAAUGAGGCAGUCAGAUAUGCAGAAAAAGAUUGAGAAAGCUAUCGAAAAUGCAGGCCUUAGUGGGAGAGAUGUCACCCCAUUUCUGAGAGUGAGAGUGGUUGGGCUAACUAGUAAAUAUUGCCAUAGGAAAGGUUGCAUGAGGGACGGCUUGAUAACAAUAUGGAACCCAACUGGGAGGCAGCAGUCUGAGCUUGCCGAGGGGCAGGCAUAUACUGUCACAGGGCUCAAGGCACUAAACUCUGAUUCAGAUACAAUUUAUUUACAUGCAAGGGGAUCUACUACUUCAUGGCAACCUUUAUCUCCCUUAGCAACUGAAUGUUUUGAACCAUUUUUCACUCCUCGCAAAUCAGUCUCAUUGUCAAAUUUGGGUGAAGUUCCUCUGGCAAGAGAGUUUGAUAUUGCUGCUGUUGUUGUCUAUGUUGGGGAAGUUUAUACAUCUGGUCACCAGAAGAGGCAAUGGGUGUUUGUGACCGAUGGCUCCAUAUCAGGCCCCGAGCUUCAUUCGGAAGGAUCUGCAGAUUGUUUGCUUGCUGUUAGCUUCUGCUUGCCAGAUACCGAUAAUGAUUCAUCUGCACUAAUCAACCGUAACCUUGAAGGAUCCACUGUUGGCUUCUGUAACCUAGUCAAGCGAUCACGUGACAAGAUGAAUCACCUUUGGGUAGCAGAGGCAACAGAGAAUUCUACUUACUUGACCUCUUAUGACUUUCCUGGCUGUUCUCAUCUCAAAGAAGCUGCCAGCUGCGCUCGCAAAUGGGCAAAAAUCUCUUAUUUGACCAUUCAGAAACUCCGGGAGAGGGUUUUAAUCAUUAUUGGUGGAUGUGACAGCUAGGAUGUUGUGGGAAUGUAUCUGUAUUAAGUAUCAAGAUUGAAGAUUUCUUGCUGCUGGAAUUUGGCAUGGAUGCACUGCUAUGGUUCCAAAACUCUGAUUUUUGACUUUUGAGGGGGCCACACAUUAUGUUCAGUAGGGCUCAACAUCUUCAAUGCUUUGGGGAGAACAGCAUCUUCAUUGUUAUGAGUACUUAGCCAUAGGCCGCUGCUGCUCAAAAAAUAUGAGCUGUUUAUGUGAAUGAAGUCAUCUGGAGGUGCCUUUCCUAUCAACCGAAAAU